AUUAUUGCUCGGAAAGAGGGGGACCGUUGAAACUUGAAAGAACGCGCGAUCGUUUACUGCGAUCCUUCACAUGAUGCCUGGGAACUGAUCUUUGAUCCAGCAUAGAGAGACAGAGAAGCAAUUUUUAUCCUUAUUCGUCUAGAGAGUGCAGGACAGGAGGAGAGAGAGAGAUAGAAAGGUCGGUGAGCAGACAACAAAUGCCCAACUGCGAGUUGCGGGCUUCCGACAGCCGUCUUUACCAAAUUCCUAUGCGGUCGACCAACUUUCAUAUGCUUUCGAAGGAUACUAGAGUAGAGGACACUGUUGUGAAGAAGCUGAAGCAGUACUCAAUUAAGACACCGUUGACCAUGUCACAGAUCAAAUUCUGAUUACAGAUUAAACACAGUCUACUUCUACGUUUUGGUGUACCGGGGGAAAAUCUUACUUUACUUGGUCACUCAUGAGGUCUCUUUAUUUCAUUUUAGACAAGUUUCUAAAAGCAGAGGAUGACAAUGUUGGUGUGUCAAAUGGAGGUCAUUCUAGUCUCACAGGAGCUUCCUUAGUUUUUGGGCGAUCGCUGAAUGUUGUAACAAGCCACAGUGGCAGUUUGCCACGUUCACACUAUGUUGAAGUCCCACACGUUAGCCAGCUACAUAGUUGGGACUGCGGUCUUGCCUGUGUUUCAAUGGCUUUGAGAACUCUUGAAAUUGAACACGGUGACCUUCACACUUUGGGGAAGCUUUGCCAUACAACAAGCAUUUGGACUGUUGAUCUGGCUUAUAUAUUGCAGAAGUUUUCUGUUAGUUUUUGCUUCUUCACCAUAACUUUAGGAGCAAAUCCAAAUUUUUCGGUUGAGACAUUUUACAAGGAGCAAUUGACGAAUGACCUGGUACGAGUGGAUAGACUAUUCCAACAAGCUCUAGAAGCUGGAAUUAGCAUACAGCGCAGGUCAAUCAGUGGUGAAGAAAUUUCUUUCCUCGUAUUGUCAGGGAAAUAUAUUGUGAUUGCUUUGGUCGACCAGUAUAAGCUAGAUCAGGCUUCGCUGGAGGAUGUUCGUGAUUCAGGGUUCUGUGGCGGGGACUCAGGUUACAUUGGUCACUAUAUUGUAGUAUGUGGCUAUGAUGCAGACAGAGAUGAGUUCGAAAUAAGAGAUCCAGCCAGCUCUAGGAAAUCUACUUGGAUCUCCUUGCAGUGCCUAGAUGAAGCCCACAAAUCCUUUGGUACAGAUGAGGAUCUAAUCCUGAUCUCAUUGGAGAAGCACGAAAGCGGAAAGCAUGAACAAGCUGUAAAUGUAAUUUAAACUAUGUUGAACGCAGAUAAUCCAUUAAUGGUGCAAUAGGGUUGUAUAGUUGCAUUUUCUUUGGGUUUUCUGUACCAUUUGUAUAUCAUUGUAAAAGUCGCCUGCCUUGGAGAGGCCUGUUGAUGCUGUCUUAUUAGCUGACUCCAUUAAGUUGGGACAAUGCUGAGUUUGUUGUUUUUGUUGAAUAAAAAAUGAGACAUACGUCUUCAGAGCAAUAAUAUGUACGUUGCAACAAA
Molecule: messenger RNA, 1515 nt
Organism: Macadamia integrifolia
Lineage: Eukaryota; Viridiplantae; Streptophyta; Magnoliopsida; Proteales; Proteaceae
Product: guanylyl cyclase 1-like
Exons: 10
Coding region: 440-1279 (279 amino acids)
Source: RefSeq, a predicted model, not a curated record